AUGGCCUUUCACUUCCGGGUGAUGGAGGCUUGGUUUAGGAUGGUGGUCUACGAUGGUGUCACAGUGGCGGACUCGUGCCCAGCUGUGAAGAAUUCGCUAAGUGCCACGCACAGACUAGGAAGCUCUACCAAGCAGUAUUCCUACGUCACGGCACUUAUCCGCUGUAUUGUCCCCACCAGACCUUCUCAAGUUCGGCAUGCUGCACUGGGAGCUGUUUCUAACACUCGCGAAGAAAUAUUUUCCAUCACAAUUGGCUCGAUGCAACAGGGUGUAGAUGCAACACCCCAGUACGAGCUUCCUUGUGCUAUUUUAGCUGUCGCACGUCUAAAUUAUGACCCAACAGUCUACGGCAAUAAUCGGUCCGGCGCUUCUUCCUCCUGCAAUCGAGACUGCUGCUAUGCCCGACUCAUCUUUACCCUGGCAAUGAACGAUAAGUGGCAUGAAUAUCUGAGCAGUCAUGGCCAUCUCGAGUGGGGCAUUUCUCUUGUUGACGCAGCUCAGGGGCUUGUACAUUGGGAUCUCGAAUGUUACCUCGCUGGGAUAUUCACGUAUACUGAUACCUUGGACAGGGUUUUCCCUUUCAAUUCUACCCAGGAGAGGCGGGGGACAUUCUUUUGGAAGGUUAUCUUCGCCUACUUGGCAAACCGGUGA
Suillus subaureus is the source of this 651-nucleotide messenger RNA. RefSeq lists its product as uncharacterized. The transcript has 2 exons. NCBI's taxonomy places the organism in Eukaryota, Fungi, Basidiomycota, Agaricomycetes, Boletales, Suillaceae. The record is from RefSeq and is a predicted model, not a curated record. Bases 1 to 651 code for a protein of 216 amino acids.